AUGCAGUUCUCCAUCUUCGCCCUUGGCGCUCUCGCCGCCACAGCAAUGGCCUCUCCUCUGGCAAGGACUUCCGAUAUCGAGGCACGCUGCACCGAAUACUGCUCCAACAGCGCCGGCUGCGUAAGUCUCCAUUCAAGAUUUCCAUUCCUCCACCAAUCCCACUAACCCCUUCCCCUUCCCAGGUCUGCGUCGACUGGCCCUCGGACUGCACCGCCUUCUACACGGUCCAACCCGACGACACCUGCCUCACCAUCGCCAAAUCCUACUCCAACUUCACCGUCACCCAACUCUACCUCUGGAACCCGGACAUCGGCCAGACCUGCUUCGGCCUCCGCGCCUACGUCCCCGUCUGCAUCAACACCCCCGAAUACACCUACGUCCCGCCCGUGCAGCCCGCUUUUGGAACGCACUAUGCCCCCGACCAGACCCCGGUACCGGUGAUGCCGAAUAUCGUGAGUGACUGUGAGGAUUUCGAACUGGUCGCUCCCGGGACGACGGUGGAGGCGUUGGGGGCGGAGAAUGGGUUUACGGAUGACCAGUUUGCGGCGUGGAAUGGGAAUUCGACGACGGCUUGGGCGGCUUAUUGGGCUUGUGUGAAGGCUUGA
This is a messenger RNA of Lecanosticta acicola, 605 nucleotides long. Lineage: Eukaryota; Fungi; Ascomycota; Dothideomycetes; Mycosphaerellales; Mycosphaerellaceae. The record is from the annotation of a GenBank genome assembly.